This is a messenger RNA of Drosophila subobscura, 1372 nucleotides long. RefSeq lists its product as uncharacterized. Lineage: Eukaryota; Metazoa; Arthropoda; Insecta; Diptera; Drosophilidae. The record is from RefSeq and is a predicted model, not a curated record. Bases 41 to 1180 code for a protein of 379 amino acids. The transcript has 2 exons.
UGCAGUUGUCAACGAGCUGUGAGUGUGAAAACAUAUUCCCAUGGAACCGGGCAACAACAAACGUGAAGCAGCAUGUGGAGGGGCUUUGAUUCUACCCGAGGAGCACUCCUUCCACGAUGGCAUCAAAAUGAUCGCGGAGUGUGGCGAAAUCGAUGAAGGCGAUGCCGAUUGGCUGCUGGACGCACAGGUUAUAUCCCGCACCAUACGGGAGGCCAUGUCCGAGAAGGAUUUGGUGUACAAUUUUAUGCUGCAGAACCUCCUGGCCACGGCCACCUUCUACAGGGGCUCCAAAAUUGAUUUCCCGCUAAGAUUUGACCAAUAUCUGCGCUUCCGCAUGCCCUUUCGCGUGACGCCCAUCUUCAAUACGGCCCAACCGGCGUACAUCAACCUGCACGCAGCACACGUCCAUCCGAUGGUGAGCAACGGAUACCUGAAUCCCGAGAGCAUUCAGCUCUUCCUGCGCGGCAACCUGCGCGAUGCCAUCACCUACAUGGGCAGCAUCUCCUGCCGCAACGGUGUGCGCUACUCCCUCAGCUAUCGCACCCAUGAGAUCGGGGACCAGGGAUUCGUGCACGAGAUCCUCGCCAGUGAGUCGCGCGACGCGGGCAUGCCCAGCGUCAUUUCGUUUGUGUUUCUGCCGGCCAUGCAGUUCAGCUUCGUGGAGCAUCCGCUGCCAAGCUUUGUGCCCUCCGGCCCCGCCUGGGCACACUGCUCGGGCACCAGCUACUGGCUGGCCCUGCUGCAGGUCUAUCCGCAGUACGAUCGCCGUAGCUUUUGCCCGUUCGUGCCAAGGAUGCAGCACAUCCGCGACGAACGCAUGCUCAAGUAUCGUCAUGUCCUGCGCCUGCUGCUGCGCAUCGGCACGGCCAAUCACAUUCCUGAUCUGUGUGACAUUUUCGUUCUCAAGGGCUUGCACUUUUAUCGCCUGCGCUACAGCGCCAGCUGUGACUGUCAUCUGUCUCUGGCCACACUGUUUAUUGAGAUGCUCAACAUACACCGUGAGGUGGCCUACAAUGAGGCCUGGCAAAAGUGCAUAACCUUUGGCUGGCAGCAGCAGCAAUCCCACAACUGGCUGCGCGAUGUCCUAUCGCUGGACAGCCUCGUGCGGGAUGUCACCACUCUGUAUCACAUCAACUACAUUCAUUUGGAUCAUUUGAAGCAGUUGUUUGGCAGCAUUUAGUGCGCAGAAAAGCAGCUGAAAAGUGAUAGGCAAAAGCGGCUGUGGCCACACACAUUCCAGUUGUUUGUUACUCGGAAUUUUAUUUUACAAUAUGGUAUAUGGUGUAGGGGUGAGGGGUGGGGACUAUGCCACAAUUGCAAAUUAUUUACAGAUGAAGCCACACACACACACACACGCACACAACACUCAGCA